Messenger RNA from Harpia harpyja (harpy eagle), 2896 nucleotides. It is a transcript of the gene KATNAL2, whose product is annotated as katanin catalytic subunit A1 like 2. Gene Ontology annotation, molecular function: protein binding; ATP hydrolysis activity; ATP binding. Lineage: Eukaryota; Metazoa; Chordata; Aves; Accipitriformes; Accipitridae. The record is from RefSeq and is a predicted model, not a curated record. The transcript has 16 exons. Bases 1021 to 2583 code for a protein of 520 amino acids.
AAUCAUAGAAUGACAGAAUAUCUCAAGUUGCAAGGGAGCUAUAAGGAUCAUCGAGUCCAACUGCCAAUGCUGAAUGCCAGCAUCCUAAAAGAGAAAGGAAAUAAUUUAUUUGCCUAAAUGUGGGUUUGGCCAUACCUGCUUUUCCUGUGGUGCCAGCUUCAAAUCCCAAUGAGUCAGACCAAAGUCGAUAUGCUGAUUUCUAGAGCUUUCCUUGUAGCAACUUCUGUUAUGACCCUAAAAUCUCAGGGUUUGUCUGCAGACACUCAGCAUAUAUGGCAUGUUCCAUGAGAGUAAGGCUUUGUUCCAGUAUCUUACAAGAUUUGUGUUUCCACUGCCCCUUUUGCUCUACUUUAUAUUGUGCUUCAUGCUCCCCCAGAUGUAGGUUCACUGAACGAUGACAAAGAUGUUUUACACUGCCUUGUUUUUAUCACUGAACCAUUUGUGAAUGAAUUUGGGUUCUCCAGUCUGUGUGAAGAAAUCCAUGGGACUGACUCCAUAUUGAAGUUUCUGCAUGUUGGGACCUGACUUUGGUCAGUCCUGUGUUAAAAUUGGGCAAGUUUUGUGUUAUCCCAAACUACUGAUUCUUCAAGUGCUCUGUGUUUCGCUUGUUGUGUUUAUAUAUUGAGGCCCAUGAAAUAGGAGGUGCCAACAGUGGCACAGCUAGUCUUUGUAGUGUAGUGGUGCAGAUCCCAGACCUGUUCUCCAUCCCCCCUUCUCCAAGCAAUAAGAAAACAGUUUUCUAGUUGCAAGGGAUGGACAUAGCCAUGCUGCAGCAUGAGGUUUCCUUGCACAGCCCGUGGAGACACUGUGCAUGAGGUCUGCAAGAGUCCUACCCUGAAAUUCGCAGCAGCCUGAACAUGUUGGAGAUCCAUAAACAUAGUAAGGGAAGUAAGUUAUUUUUUCAACCUGAAAGUAAUUUUCUCUUCUCUAGGAAAAGGUUUCUACCCACCCAGUAGCCCUGAUAAUGUGUAAGAAAAAUUACAUUGAAAACCACUUUCCUUCUGUUUAUUAACAGAUGAGAUGCGAACAGAAGCUCGUCGAAAAAAUCUCCUCAUUCUAAUUUUGCAUUAUUUAAUGGAGGAAGGGUAUGUUGAUGCUGCAAAUGCUUUGGAACAAGAGACGAAAUUAAGUUUACGUGGCUUUGAAGUUUGUGACAACAUUGAUCUUGAGACAAUUUUGAUGGAAUAUGAAAGCUAUUACUUUGUAAAAUUUCAAAAGUAUCCUAAAAUUACCAAAAAGGUCCUGGACACUGCAGAAAAUAAACAACAGCUGAGAACUGGAGGAAGACCAAGAAGGGCAGCAAGCUCUUCUCAGAAUCUCCCAAGGCUCAAGCAUCAGACAGUGCAACGACCGUUGUCAAAAACUUCACCUGGGAGUACAACAGAAUUUAAAUCAUCCAUCAAGGAGAACCCCAAACAGAAUAAUGACAACGCAGUUACUCUGGAGCAAACUGACUUUGGCUUAAGCAUCUCAGCAAUCAACAAAACUGGAGGAGACAGCACUCACUCAAGAAGGGGCCAAGUGAUUGACUUCCAUGGGAUGAUUCAGGAUGCUUGCAAAGUAUCAUCAAAUGGAAUAGCCUUGAACAGCCUUAAUUGUGAUCCAGAUCCUUCAGAACGGUUACUAAAACCCCUUAGUGCUUUUAUUGGCAUGACUGGUGAGAUGAGAGAACUUGCAACAGUUGUAAGCAAAGACAUUUAUCUCCAUAAUCCAAACGUGAAGUGGGAUGAUAUUAUUGGACUGGAUGCAGCUAAAAGGCUCGUCAAGGAAGCAGUUGUUUAUCCCAUAAGGUACCCACAGCUGUUUACUGGCAUUCUGUCUCCUUGGAAAGGAUUAUUGCUGUAUGGACCACCAGGUACUGGAAAAACUUUGCUUGCUAAGGCUGUUGCCACAGAGUGCAAUACAACCUUUUUCAACAUAUCAGCAUCCACCAUUGUCAGCAAAUGGAGGGGUGAUUCAGAAAAACUUGUCCGGGUGUUAUUUGAGCUUGCCCGGUACCAUGCUCCUUCCACAAUUUUCUUGGAUGAGCUGGAGUCAGUUAUGAGUCAAAGAGGCACUGCUUCUGGUGGUGAACAUGAAGGAAGUCGGCGGAUGAAAACAGAAUUACUGGUGCAGAUGGAUGGCUUGGCCCGAUCUGAUGAUCUUGUAUUUGUUUUAGCAGCUUCCAAUCUGCCAUGGGAGUUAGAUUCUGCCAUGCUGCGGCGGUUGGAGAAGAGGAUUUUGGUUGACCUCCCAAGUAAAGAGGCACGGCGGGUGAUGAUCCAGCACUGGCUGCCCCCUCUGAGCAAGAGCGGAGGCGUGGAGCUGAGAACGGAUCUGGACUACAGCUUGCUGGGCCAGGAAACAGAUGGGUACUCCGGCUCAGACAUAAAACUCGUGUGCAAGGAAGCAGCCAUGAGACCAGUGAGGAAAAUCUUCGAUGCUCUUGAAAAUCAUCAGCCAGGUAACAGUAACUUACCUGUGAUCCGAUUAGACACGAUCACAACAGCAGACUUCCUGGAUGUGAUCGCCCAUACCAAGCCAUCAGCAAAGAAUCUAAGCCAGAAGUACACUGCUUGGCAGAGAGAAUUUGAGUCAGUUUGACAAGAAAAAACCCCAAGGAUUGAAAAUUUCCAAGACCUUUGCUAUCCAAAAUGGCAUCACCUUGCCUCCAAAGGAUCAAACAGUGAUGGGAAGGGAAGUGCUGUUGUUUCCAGGAAAGAGAAUGCAGUGAGAAAUGUCAGGGGGAAAUCUUCACUUUCAAAAUUUAAUGGGGAUGGGGGCAGUGUUUGGGUAUUUUUUAUUAGCCAUUUUCAAUGACCACUCAAAAAACAUUCUUCGUGGAAAUAAUGUAAUGGCAGUUGCUAUGUAAUGAAGACUCCCGCCUUAAUUUUUUGUAUAAAGACUUAAGAGAUUG